Aspergillus saccharolyticus JOP 1030-1 is the source of this 1500-nucleotide messenger RNA. Its product is annotated as pyridoxal phosphate-dependent decarboxylase family protein. The coding region runs from base 1 to 1467 and encodes 488 amino acids. Lineage: Eukaryota; Fungi; Ascomycota; Eurotiomycetes; Eurotiales; Aspergillaceae. The transcript has a single exon. Gene Ontology annotation, biological process: carboxylic acid metabolic process. The record is from RefSeq and is a predicted model, not a curated record. Gene Ontology annotation, molecular function: pyridoxal phosphate binding; carboxy-lyase activity.
AUGAACGGCGAUACUUCAGAGGAAAAGCCGGUACCUGACAUCAUGCAAGACCUCGAUGGUGAGAUCAACUUGCACUGGAGACGUAUUGUGCAAUUACUAGCAGAGCUGAUAAAAGUCUCAAGCCCAAACCUCAAUGACCAAAUCAUUACACAUGCCACUUCCGAGGACAUCACGCAAUUGCGCCACUGGGGCAGCCCUGGGACUCCGCAACCCUUGGAGAAGGCGAUUGAGGAAGCACGCACAAUCUUCGAUUAUCGCAUUCGGACCAACCAUCCACUAUUCUUUGGAUAUGUCCCGUCUGGCACCGUCCAGCUGAGCUGGUUGGGCGACAUACUCAUCUCCGCAUUCAAUGCGCACACCGGAGGACGAAAAGCCGGUUUGGGGGCCUGUGUCAUCGAGGAAGAAAUGAUCAAAUGGCUUACGACCAAGAUCAAUAUGCCAAAGAGUGCUGGAGGCAUUUUCGUCUCUGGUGGGUCGGUCGCGAACAUGAUGAGUAUUGCAGUGGCGCGCGAUCAGAAGCUGGAUCGUGGGGAAUACGACCGCGGAGUCAUCUACAUCAGCCAACGCGGGCAUUUUUGUGUCUCCAAAAUGUCCCGCGUGCUUGGAUUCGAGAGAAGCCAGAUUCACGAGGUCCGAUGUAACGAUGCUUUCUAUCUGGAUAUCCAUGACCUGAAAGGACAAUUGGUCGCCGACCGGAAAAAAGGACUCGUGCCCUUCAUGAUAGUCGCCACGUGCGGUUAUACCGAAACCGGCGCAAUUGAUCCAAUCGGCCUUCUGGCCGAGAUUGCGCAUCAAGAAGCGCUCUGGCUUCAUGUGGAUGGGUCGUAUGGAGCUUCUGUCGCUCUGUCGCACUCCCACUCGCACCUGGCUGCUGAUUUGGGGCUAGCCGACAGCGUCGCCUGGGACGCACACAAAUGGCUUUUCUCCUCUUAUGGCUGUGGUAUGGUACUGGUUCGCGACAAAGAUCACUUAGCAUCGACCUUUGGAGUAGAGUCUCGACUGAGUGUUUGUCAUGCUGGUGAAUCAAGCAGACAACUUCAACCUUGGGAUCUCGGCGUAGAACUCACCAGGCCCGCUCGAGCUAUAAGUCUGUGGUUCACGCUACGAGUAUUAGGAGAAGAGCGAAUCGGCAGAAUGAUUGACUAUGGAAUGCAUGUGGCAGAGGAGGUCCAGGCCCAGCUCCAGGCUCGAGAGGGGUGGGAUAUUCUCACGAACGUGAAGCUAGGUGUUGUCAUCUUCCGCAACAAUCCCAAAACCAGUCCGGAAAGAGAUCUGGAUGCAAUCAACGCUGAGAUUUCAGAAACCCUGCUCAAGAACAAUCACGCUGGCAUCUUUCCUGUUGACGUGUCUGGGGUCAAGUACCUUCGAAUGUGUUGUAUUACCACGCGACUUCAUGAGGAGGAUAUUGAGAGACUAGUUGAAGAGAUAGACAAGACUGCAAAGGAGGUCGGCAGAAAACUCACCUGAAAUCACUAGAGCGACUGUAAGGAGGCACUUGAC